Messenger RNA from Chroicocephalus ridibundus (black-headed gull), 6994 nucleotides. RefSeq names its product dispatched RND transporter family member 1 (gene DISP1). The record is from RefSeq and is a predicted model, not a curated record. NCBI's taxonomy places the organism in Eukaryota, Metazoa, Chordata, Aves, Charadriiformes, Laridae. Gene Ontology annotation, biological process: smoothened signaling pathway. Gene Ontology annotation, molecular function: peptide transmembrane transporter activity. Gene Ontology annotation, cellular component: membrane. The coding region runs from base 3216 to 6926 and encodes 1236 amino acids. The transcript has 2 exons.
GCAUUUAAUUUGUUUAACUUGCAGAUAUGAAGCAUACAUUUAAAAACUUUGUUUUGCUGUCUGUUGCCAUCCAGUAGCAUAUAAGAGGACUUCACAUUGUUCACAUCCUUUUCAAAUGGUCAGUCAGCAUGCAGACAGAGUUAAAAAACAACUUUGAAUUUGUACAAUCAGAUUAUAUAGGGGAGUUUAUUUGGUUGUGCUUACAAUACCAUCCAGAAUUGGGUGGAGGAGGGUUGUUGAAGAUACUGUUUCUAUGGAUCUUUUUUGUAAUUUAGGUAUUUACUUAAGAAUAUAGUAAUCAAACAUCUCAGCUGAGCAGAAUGACAGUGCAUCAUGAUAGCAGCAUUGAUUUUUAGCUAGUUAGUAGUCAAAACAAAUUAAUAUGGUUAGGUUUUGCAAUUAUUGCUUCUCUGUAUAUGUAAAUUUAUAAUAAAAAUUAGAUACUCAGGGCUCAGAAAGGGAUGAAGCUUUCUUCAUUUUUUUUAAAUGCUUAUUACUUAAAAAUAGCAUGUGUAAAUGAUUCUAACACUAGCAAUUUCCAAGCACUUCUAAAACUUUUUGAAGUCAUGAAGUGCUGCAAUAUGCCCCACUUGUGCAUGCUAGGUUCUGCUAGCCGCCAGUCCCUAGAGAGGAUGCUGCCUUGCACUGCAGCUAUUGGAAGAAAUUGAUGACUUUAGUGACUUUCUGGUCUUACAGACUCGUUUCUAGCUGUAGGUUUUGUUCCUGAAUUCAUGCUUGUUUAGGGACACGAUUCUGUUGAAGUAAGUGGCAAAGCUUUCUCUAUUCAAAGACAGGAAAAUCGGGCGCUAUUUUCUGGAAAUGCAAACCUUAGAAUUUAUGUAUUUUUCUGAUGAGCAGGAUUUCAGCACCAAUUACUAUUUGCUUUAGUAUGAGCUAACAGUAUAUCCCCUAUGUGUUAAUUGUAUUCCCAUCUGCUUGUAACUACUUCAAAUAUGCGUUUUACUGACACUUAGGGGCUCCAUCCUGCAGCUGCUCAGCAUAUGGUAGUCCCAUAAUCUUCAUUGAGACAUUAUAAACAAAACAGCUAUAGGAGGUGUUCAAAUUUUUUACUACUUGGAUAAGAAGAGCCCUUUCUUUCACCUGUUAAUUGCAGAAUAUUUUCCCUAUGAACCGUAAACAGUUAUUUUAUAAACUUCAAAGGCUGUAAAUGAUCUCCUCAGACUGCUUCCCCAAAACCGCGUGUUUGUGAUUCUCUGUCACUGUGUAGAUCCAUUUGGGUAAAGCUACCCUUGGAUACAGCAUGUGCGCAGGUUGCACAGCUUAGUUUCCUCACUUGUUCCAAAAUAAAUGAAAAUGUUGCCAGUGGCAGACCAAAUCUGGCAACAGCAAAAUGGCCUUUUCAGUUCCUUUGGAUCACCAACAAAGCUCAAUGCUACGAUAUAUUAAUUUUUUAUGUAGUAUUUUAAUGAGCUAUCCGGAGCUAAAUUUUGUAUUUUAAUUUCUAAUUUCCAGCUGCCAGCUCAUGUUACUUUAUCUUUGGCAACAGUUACCAGUGAAUGUUUAUGGCCUGCAGCAAGUGUUGAAGAACAGCAUAUAAACCUCAUUGUCCCAUCUUGAACUUGAAUACAUAGAGAAGACAAUACAAUCCUUUCCUCCCAAUUUGCCUAUUAUAUCCUCAUAGGAUUAACCUGGAGAUGUGCCAUGAAAAAUACAGAUAUGCUAUUCCAGUGCUUCCUUUUAUUUAGUAGGUUGUUCAGUUUUUCCUGAGUUUGCAUGCGUGAGUGUUUUUAUCUGGAAACAAUCAAAUGUGAAUUAUCCUGGUUUUUUGGAAUGCCAGUUUGUUAUUGUUGAGAAACUGGUUGACAAAAUUAAAUCCAUAUUAAAGCUUCUAUAACCGCCAUGAGAAUCCCCAAGUGCAGUUUUUUUGUCUGCAUUAUAAAGGAUAGCUAAUAAUAAACCCGUGCAAUUUUGCUUUAAACAAAAAAAAAAAGCCAAGUGUUAGAAUUCAGAUCACCUAAAUUUAAAACAUAUAUAGGUAGCGGUUUCAGAGACCAAUCGUGUAAACUCUUAAGCACAUGGCUUUAUUAAUGUGACUGUAUUAACACACGUUCAUUCUAUGUAAUUUGAUUAAGACUGAAAUUUUACAUAUAUCUAAGUAUUUGAAGGAUUAAUUCUAAUUUGUCAUGUAUAACAAGAUAGCAGUUCUGGCUUUUAAGAGGUAUUCCCGGUGCUCGAUCAAGAUUGAGUUUUCCCAACUUGAGACAAUUUCCCUGAUCUGCCCUUGUUACUUAAGAGCUUCGGUGCUGUUUUAGAGAUACUUUCAGUUUUGCCUGUGGUGAUUUAGCUAAGUCAUGCUCUUGCUGGUACUAAAUCUGGAAUAUUGAUGAACUAUUGCUGCUGAACUAAAUCUGGAAUAUUCUUGAAGUGAAAGAAGAGUGUCCACAUAAGGGAUUAACACUUAUUUAGCUAAGGAAAUUCCUGGACCAAAAUGUUAAAAUUGCUAUCGUUUUUGUAAAGCUCUGUUAGGAGUUCCUAGGCUUUGGGCAGUCACUUGAGGUGACAAGAGCGGUCCUCCCCCAUAACCCCGCUCUGUGCCCCGUCUGCACAUGCCACUGGUCCCUACUUGUCCCUGUGACUUCUCUGGCCUUGCUGCUGCUGCAUCUUUCUCCACUCUACUCCCAAGUCAACUCUUGGGACUUUGUCCCACAGCGGGUGCAGCGUUCGGAGGCAUGGCUGCUGUCUCUGUGCAGUGGGGCUUAUUUUGGGGUGCAUCUUGCUACAGCGGCAUUACCUUGUGGUUGUGCCUUGGAAGUCCUGCAUGACUCAGGGACAGGCGGUGCCUGGGUGGCAGGCUGACCUGGUUGGGGGAAAUGUCUGUCAGCUGCACAAGAGCUAAAAAAGACUCAAAGUGAGGAUUGUAGAAGAGAGGUCAGAUGAUGGAAGACAUCGUAAAUCUGCCACAGCCUUUCUUUCUGGAUGGACUAUAGUGUGAGCUGAUAGAAGAGAGUUAACAGUCCUCAGCCUGGGAAAAAACCUCAGUGCAUCUUCAAACAAUAGAAUUACAAUAUUCUUAAUGUUUCUGCCAAUUUUAUACCGCUGUGAGAAGUCAGUGUACUGAGUUACUGCUGGUUUAGUCUGCUGCAUGCUAGAGGAUGCUGAUCAAAAACAAUGCAUGUGGAAAUAAGAAUUUAAAAUGCUAACACAGAAGGACCGUAAGCGGAAUUUUCAUCACUUUGGGGUUUUUUUGUGGGUGAAUGUUUCUAAUAAUUCAGACUAUUACUUUAAACUGGAAUUUUUUUGCCCUGCCUGUCUCUAUACAGAUCAGAUCCCAUUCCCAGUUUGGUGAUCUCUGCCAGAGAGCCACUGCUGCUUCGUGCUGUCCCAGCUGGACACUGGGCAACUAUAUUGCUAUUCUAAACAACAGGUCAUCGUGUCAAAAAAUUGUAGAACGGGAUGUCUCUCACACCCUAAAGCUGCUUCGCACAUGUGCCAAAUACUACUACAACGGAACCCUGGGGCCAGACUGCUGGGAUAUGAAUGCCAAAAGGAAGGACCAACUCAAGUGUACAAAUGUGCCUCGCAAAUGUACCAAGUACAACGCUGUUUACCAGAUCCUUCACUAUCUAGUGGACAAGGAUUUUCUAAGCCCAAAGACAGCUGACUAUGUCUUACCAGCUUUAAAAUACAGCAUGCUCUUCUCUCCUACUGAGAAAGGGGAAAGCAUGAUGAGUAUUUACCUGGAUAACUUUGAGAACUGGAAUGCUUCUGAUGGUGUAACAACCGUCACAGGGAUUGAGUUUGGAAUAAAACAUAGAUUGUUUCAAGAUUACCUGUUGAUGGAUACCGUGUAUCCUGCCAUAGCCAUUGUAAUUGUUUUAUUAGUUAUGUGUGUAUACACGAAGUCCAUGUUUAUCACGCUGAUGACUAUGUUUGCAAUAAUUAGUUCCUUGAUUAUUUCUUAUUUUCUCUAUCGGGUAGUAUUUAAUUUCGAGUUCUUUCCAUUCAUGAAUCUCACUGCAUUGAUUAUUCUUGUUGGGAUCGGAGCAGAUGAUGCUUUUGUCUUAUGUGACGUUUGGAACUACACAAAAUUUGAUAAACCUCAUGCUGGAACCUCUGAGACAGUGAGCGUCACAUUGCAGCAUGCUGCUCUUUCCAUGUUUGUCACAAGUUUUACUACCGCUGCUGCCUUCUAUGCUAAUUAUGUCAGCAAUAUCACAGCAAUCAGGUGUUUUGGUGUUUAUGCCGGCACUGCCAUUUUGGUGAAUUAUGUUUUGAUGGUUACAUGGCUACCUGCUGUAGUUGUAUUACAUGAACGAUACCUUCUCAAUAUUUUCACUUGCUUUAAGAAACCUCAGCAGAGGGUAUACAGCAACAAAAACUGCUGGACAGUGUUGUGCCAAAUGUUCCACAAGGUUAUUUUUGCAGUCUCAGAAGCAUCCAGGAUAUUUUUUGAGAAGGUUUUGCCAUGCAUCGUUAUCAAAUUUCGAUAUAUUUGGCUUUUCUGGUUCCUUGCCUUAACAAUUGGUGGAGCAUAUAUUGUGUGUGUAAAUCCAAAGAUGAAACUGCCAUCACUGGAGCUCUCUGAGUUUCAGGUAUUUAGGUCUUCUCACCCAUUUGAACGAUAUGAUGCAGAAUACAAAAAGCUUUUUAUGUUUGAACGUGUCCACCAUGGAGAAGAGCUCCACAUGCCAAUUACAGUCAUCUGGGGUGUCACACCUGAGGAUAAUGGCGACCCUUUAAACCCUAAAAGUAAAGGAAAGCUGCAACUAGAUAGCAGUUUUAAUAUCGCUAGCCCAGCUUCACAGGUUUGGAUUUUACGUUUCUGUCAGAAGUUAAGAAAUCAAACAUUUUAUUAUCAGACUGAAGAACAAGACUUCACAAGUUGCUUUAUUGAAACAUUUAAGCAGUGGAUGGAAAAUCAAGACUGUGAUGAGCCAUCUCUUUACCCCUGCUGCAGCCACUGGAGCUUUCCGUACAAACAAGAAGUUUUUGAAUUAUGUAUCAAGAGAGCUAUAAUGGAGCUAGAAAGAAGCACAGGGUACCAUUUAGAUAGUAAAACCCCAGGGCCUCGCUUUGACCUAAAUGACACCAUCAGGGCGGUGGUGUUGGAGUUCCAAAGCACCUACCUCUUCACGUUGGCUUACGAGAAAAUGCAUCAGUUCUACAAAGAGGUGGACUCUUGGAUUUCAAGUGAGCUUAGUUCUGCUCCUGAAGGUCUUAGCAAUGGUUGGUUUGUGAGUAACCUUGAGUUUUAUGACCUUCAGGACAGUCUUUCUGAUGGUACUCUCAUUGCCAUGGGUCUUUCAGUUGCUGUUGCAUUUAGUGUAAUGCUUCUUACAACUUGGAAUAUAAUUAUAAGCCUUUAUGCAAUAGUUUCAAUAGCUGGAACUAUUUUUGUCACUGUAGGUUCCCUGGUCCUUCUUGGAUGGGAGCUAAAUGUUUUAGAAUCUGUCACUAUUUCGGUGGCUGUUGGCUUGUCUGUAGACUUUGCUGUUCAUUAUGGAGUGGCUUAUCGCUUAGCCCCUGACCCUGACCGAGAGGGAAAAGUAAUUUUUUCUUUAAGCCGUAUGGGUUCUGCUAUUGCAAUGGCUGCAUUGACUACAUUUGUAGCUGGAGCGAUGAUGAUGCCCUCUACAGUGUUGGCAUACACGCAGCUUGGUACUUUUAUGAUGCUUAUAAUGUGCAUUAGUUGGGCUUUUGCAACAUUCUUCUUCCAGUGCAUGUGCCGAUGCCUUGGACCCCAGGGCACUUGUGGCCAGAUCCCACUACCAAAAAAAUUGUGGUGCAAUGCCUUUUCUCAGACUUUUUCAGGAGCUCAAGGGGGCAGAGGUCAAAAUAAAUCACAUUCUGUUAGCAAAUAUCAGCUGGACUCCAGAAGCCAAAAACCAGAAAUGGAGCAUGAGCACUAUGAGCUCGAGCCUCUGGCGUCACAGACAGGUAUCUGUAACCCUGCAGAGAAAGUGACUUACGAAGAAACUCAUAUCUGCUCAGAGCUCUUCAGCAGCAGGCCCCAAAACACGUGUGUGCCUAUGCAUUCAGCUUAUAAUAGUGAAGUGAGUAAAAGCAUAAAAAACAUUGCUAGUUCAGCUGUGCUACAGCCAUCUAUUGACCAACACGCCAUAUGCCCCAUUUUCUCUCAGAACAGGCAGUGUAGCUGUACCGAUGCAUAUAAGCAAGUGGCAGUGAAGUGGAGUCCGCACUCAUGUCAACAGUUGAGCGAUACCUUCUGUUACCAGUGUUCUCCUUCGCCGGGAACUGUACCGAUCCAAAGCUCUGUAGCUCCUAUAAAUGCUUUACAGCAAGCCGCCGAAGGUUACGUGCACCCAGUCCCGCAUGUCCUCCACUGCAGUUGCCUUCAAGGAAGGCUCAAAAGAACGAUGACGCAGAACUCCCUGCCGAAAAACUUUUUCUUCCAGUCCGUGCAACAGUUUCAGGCACAUCAAAGAAUAAAUAGGACAGAUUCACACGUUCAUCAAAACCCAGAGGAAAACGUAAGAACUGUUCCAAAGGUGAUGAGCUCCUCACAGUUUCUCUGCCGAAACGUAGGACCUCUAAUAAUGCAUUGCUCCGAAUGUGAGAACAGUGUCUCAAAUAACCAAAAGGGAUUCUGUCAGCAGACAGACAAGUGUGAUGAAAAGGGUGGUACAGAAGCAAACGGGGUUGAAACCAAGAAAGCCUCUCUGUCAAAGCAGAAAAAGAAAGCGGAGAGCAAGAUAGAUCAGCGUUCUUUGCAGAACGACCGGGUUUUGAAGGCUGACCAAAAUGAUAAAAAACAUCUGCUGAAUAGGUCAGUGAGAGAGGCUCGCUAUGAGGGUUGCCGUGAAAAUUCACACUGUUGUAGCAAGGCUAUCGCAGUGAAGUGCAAUUCUGUUGACUGUCGAAUGCCAAACAUCGAAGCCAAUGUGCCUCCUAUGUUAAUGCGCCCAGAACUUUCCAAUGAAAGUUUGUUAAUAAAAACACUAUAAUAAAUCGUUAAUUUGGCAAUCCUGUGUCUUUCUUUUGAAAGUUAAGUUUAAAACACUAAAAAGGAAAG